Malassezia restricta is the source of this 3615-nucleotide messenger RNA. Its product is annotated as antiviral helicase SKI2. Gene Ontology annotation, biological process: nuclear-transcribed mRNA catabolic process, 3'-5' exonucleolytic nonsense-mediated decay. Gene Ontology annotation, cellular component: Ski complex. The transcript has a single exon. Gene Ontology annotation, molecular function: ATP binding; RNA binding; RNA helicase activity. NCBI's taxonomy places the organism in Eukaryota, Fungi, Basidiomycota, Malasseziomycetes, Malasseziales, Malasseziaceae. The record is from RefSeq and is a predicted model, not a curated record. Bases 1 to 3615 code for a protein of 1204 amino acids.
AUGCUUCUUAGUGACAUGUGGGACUCUUUGGCCAUCGUGCCUGGUCGUGAUGCUGACAAGAUUCGCAAGGAGAUUGGCGAUGAGUUAUUCAAACAAAAGCGUCACUUAGAUUCCCCCUACGUAAUGCUUCCACAAGAGCAGCCUGAGCGAGACGAUGACUUCAAGGAAUUUCUCACAUUAGAAACAGGUCCCUCGACAUUCACGGUACGCUUCGUAAAAUCCGGACUGCGCAAUCGAGUUAUUGGUAUACGUGAAGUGAAUAAGCGUCCGAAUGAUAUUGACUCGUCCUUCAUGUCUCUUGACGUGCCCAUAACUUCCAAGGAUGUGGAUUUUGUUCGCGGCUCUGUGGCGGCCAAGCCUGCUGUGCCGAGUGGUCUUCAGGAGGCAGCCCUCAUCGCAUCCACGGAUGAUGACCAAUUCAAUGAUGAUGAAGAGCUUCGUACUGUGCCUCCUGGCUUCACACGUGGAUAUAUUGCUGACAUGCCUGUCGACGUCACCAUAAAGGCGCCAGAGUGGCAGGCCGAAUUAGAAGCGCAAGCUCCCACCGAGACGGAGCACACUUUGAUCACAGUGGAAGAUGAUGGUCUCUACGUUCCAUAUGUAUCGCGACCCCCGAAAAAUGACAUGGAAGCCUCAUAUGAUAAGACGCUGGAAGGUGUGACCGGCUUUCCGCGCCUCUUUGAUGAUAUGCCCGAUGUGCAAAAGAAGGAGGAGCGGCGUGAAUGGGCUCACAUAGUCGAGCCAUCGAAAUCGAUGCACAACUUCUCAGAGCUUGUGCCCGAGAUGGCUUACAAGUACCCAUUCGAACUGGAUAACUUUCAGAAGCAGGCCAUCUAUCACUUGGAGCAGGAUGACAUGGUGUUUGUGGCAGCGCACACGUCGGCCGGUAAGACGGUCGUGGCCGAGUAUGCUAUUGCCCUUUCCAUGAAGCAUCUGACGCGUUGUCUUUAUACGUCGCCCAUCAAGGCGCUGUCCAACCAGAAAUUCCGCGAAUUCAAGCAGUCAUUCGGUGCACAAAACGUCGGUAUCAUCACGGGCGAUGUCCAUAUCAAUCCUGAGGCACCAUGCUUGAUUAUGACCACCGAGGUGCUGCGGACUAUGUUGUACCGCUCUGCUACGCUUCUUCGCGAUGUUGAAUACGUGAUUUUCGACGAAGUACAUUACGUGAACGACCAAGAGCGAGGUGUCGUUUGGGAAGAGGUGAUUAUUAUGCUGCCGUCUCAUGUGAACGUGGUGCUGCUGUCCGCCACUGUGCCAAAUGCCAAAGAGUUUGCUGAUUGGGUGGGACGCACGAAGCAGCGCGAUAUCUAUGUGAUCUCGACGUCCAAGCGCCCCGUGCCUCUCGAGCACUUUCUGUACGCAGGGAACGAACUGUACAAAAUUGCUGGCGAAAAUCGUCAAUUUCAGACGGACAAUUUCCAUAAGGCUGUCGAGGCCCUUAAGCCGAAAAAGGAACGUGAAGCAGCUGCCACGGGAAAGCGCGGCGCAGCCCGAGGCGGUCGCGGUGGCCGGGGUGGUGCUGUGAGCCAUUAUCAACCUAAGCUGACGUCUAACAAAUCGCUGUGGGUGAAUUUGGUUGGUAUGCUGCGCAAACGGUCCCUGUUACCGACCGUGGUGUUUGUGUUCUCAAAAAUGCGCUGUGAAGAGUAUGCCGACUCGUUGCCUAAUACGGACCUGUGUACAGCGGCGGAAAAGAGCGAAGUGCAUGUACUUAUUGAGCGGAGUCUCUUACGACUUCGCGAAGAAGAUCGAACGGUGCCACAAAUUACACGGAUGCGUGAUAUGCUGCAUCGGGGUAUUGGCGUACACCACAGUGGUCUUCUCCCGAUCGUAAAGGAACUUGUCGAGUUGCUGUUCCAGCGCGGUGUGGUCAAGGUACUGUUUGCGACUGAGACUUUUGCCAUGGGCGUCAACAUGCCUGCACGCAGCGUGGUAUUCAGCGGUAUUCGUAAGAACGAUGGUACGCAGUUCCGCACGUUACUGCCAGGUGAGUAUACACAAAUGUCCGGUCGCGCUGGUCGUCGUGGUCUGGACAACACGGGUGUCGUGGUGAUUUUGUGCGAUAAGCCAGAGCUAUCGACACUCAACUAUAUGAUUUUGGGCCAGCCUCUUAAGCUCAAGUCCCAGUUCCGCAUUACUUACGGCAUGAUCCUCAACUUACUUCGCAUCGAGACUCUCAGGAUUGAAGAAAUGAUCAAGCGCUCUUUCUCUGAGAAUGCCACACAGCGACUCUUGCCUGACCAGCAAGCGAAACUGAAUGAGCUUGUCUCUCAGGCUGAGCAGCUGGAUGCGACGCUCAAGAACAUGCCGCUGCAACGCGAGGAGGUGGAAGAGGUGUAUGCGUGGACGCAAAGGGCUGUGGAAUGCAGUCAUGCCAUGAUGGCGCUUGUCAUGCAUCAUCCUUUUGGCGCCAAGUGCCUCUCGCCUGGCCGUGUUGUGCUCUUGUUCACAGGCUCAAGCACGAUAUCACCCGCGCUGAUUGUGCGUGCCAGUGAGAAGCAAUUCCUCGUACUGGUCGCGCUUUCUCCUCGUCAUCAGUACAAGCGAACCAGAACGGGCGAGCCUCCCUAUUGGAUCACACCUCACCACAUACAGUCAUGGGACCCCGAGACCGAGCUUGUACCCGAGGUGUGCAAUGUAUCGCCCACGGACAUGGCACUUGUGACGGCACUAGAGGUGGACGGAGUGCCUACCACUGCCAUCCAGUCGCAGCAACCUGCUGCUGUGAAAAAGGGACUGGAGCUGCUUCGGCCCAGCAUUCAACACAUUCGCACGUACCUCGCAGCGACGGGCAACGACAUCACACGCUCUAUCAUCGACCUCGAAGUUGACUGGUCUCGAUUGCGCCGCAUGGACUUUAAAGAUGCUCAGCGCGAGCGUGAUGAGGCCCUAGAUGAGCUAGUAUACGUCCAGCCUCGGGCCUACACUUCGACCUUUAUGGACCAGUAUCGCCUACUGCACAAGCGGCAUAUCCUUGAGCGAGACAUUAGCAAGCUGCGCGCAUCCAUGUCCAUCGAAAACCUAGAGCUGCUGCCUGACUAUCACCAACGCUUCAGUGUGCUUUGUGAGUUGGGCUGUAUUCAGCCAGAUACCUGCAGCAUCACCGUCAAGGGUCAUGUCGCAAGUCAGAUCCGCAGUGCUAACGAGCUCAUUUUGGCCGACUUGAUCAUACGUGAAGUGCUGGUCGAGUACGAGCCCGUAGAGCUCGCAGCGCUCUUGAGCGUGUUCCACUUCCGCGAUAAGACAAGUGUGACACCCGACCUGACGCACCGUGUCCAGGAAGGACUGAAAGAAAUUGGCGAAACGGCCGACCGUAUCGCCAAUGUGCAACUUGCCCACCAACUGCCGGCCGAUGAUGACUCCUCGACUCUGAACGAUGGCCUGGUACAGGUGGUGUACGAAUGGGCCAAUGGCAUGCAGUUCCGCGAUAUCAUGCGGCUCACUGACGUGGGUGAAGGCACGAUUGUUCGCUGUAUUACGCGUCUGGACGAAACCUUCCGUGAAUUGGCUGACUCGGCGCGUGUAUCAGGCGAUGCUGUUCUUCUCGGCAAGAUGGAGACGUGUCGCCAGCUAUGCCGCCGUGAUAUUGUGUUUGCUGCUAGCUUGUACUUUUAG